Neogale vison (American mink) is the source of this 1590-nucleotide messenger RNA. It is a transcript of the gene NEU2, whose product is annotated as neuraminidase 2. Gene Ontology annotation, molecular function: exo-alpha-sialidase activity. The record is from RefSeq and is a predicted model, not a curated record. The transcript is spliced from 4 exons. Bases 422 to 1561 code for a protein of 379 amino acids. Lineage: Eukaryota; Metazoa; Chordata; Mammalia; Carnivora; Mustelidae. Gene Ontology annotation, cellular component: membrane; cytoplasm; lysosome. Gene Ontology annotation, biological process: oligosaccharide catabolic process; ganglioside catabolic process.
CCUAAACAUUCUUUAUUGCUUCCUUUGGGUUAUAAUAGGUAAAUAUUGAAAAUAUUGGAAACAAAGGGGAUUCUUCUUUAUGUAGCAAUCUCUGCUUUGAGGAGCCCGCAUUUAGAUUUACAAAGUAGUACUUUAUUCUGAGGAAGAAUAGGGAGAACCAGAGGAAAUUUAGAAAUUAGUGUCUCAUCCAACACUUUUGCUUUACAGAAAAAGCCGCUGAACAGGAGGGUUACGGUGACAAGCCCAAGAUCACCCAGAGUUUUAAAGUGUAUGCUGAAAAAUAUUGGAAAGAACCUACAAACCCAUUUACUGGGUAAAUGCAUUAUGAGGAAGACCCACAACAGAGUACCAUGCAGCUGGAGACAUGAUCGUAGGGAGGCAUUCGGGACCAGACAGUGGGUGAUUUCCAUUACACAGCCCCAUGGCAUCCUUCCCUGUCCUGCAGAAAGAGAUAAUGUUCCAGUCCGGAACCCAUGCCUACAGAAUUCCCGCUCUGCUCUACCUGCCUCAGCACAAGACACUACUGGCCUUUGUGGAAAAGCGGAUGAGCAAGAAGGAUGAGCACGCGGAGCUGAUUGUCCUGCGAAGAGGAAGCUAUGAUGCAUCCACCCACCAUGUCCAGUGGCACGCUCAGGAAGUGGUGGCUCAAGCCCAGCUGGAGGGCCACCGGUCCAUGAACCCAAGUCCCUUGUAUGAUGAGAAGACAGGAACCCUCUUCCUCUUCUUCAUUGCUGUCCCCGGGCAGGUGUCCGAGCACCAUCAGCUCCACACCAAGGUCAACAUGACACGGCUGUGCCAGGUCACCAGCAUGGACCAUGGGCAGUCCUGGAGCCCUGCCAGAGACCUCACUGACACCGCCAUCGGUGCAGCCCACAAGGAAUGGGCCACUUUUGCGGUGGGUCCAGGCCACUGUCUGCAGUUGCAGAAUGACACCCGGAGUCUGGUGGUGCCUGCCUAUGCUUACCGGAUCCUUCAGUCCCUCCAGAGGCCUUCCCCGUUUGCCUUCUGCUUCAUCAGCCAUGACCAGGGGCACACAUGGAAGAGAGGGAACUUUGUGGCCCAGGACACCCUAGAGUGCCAAGUGGCUGAAGUUGGGGGUACAAAGCAGAGGGUGGUGUAUCUGAAUGCCAGAAGCCCGCUUGGAGCCAGGGUCCAGGCCGAGAGUACCAAUGAGGGACUCGACUUCAAGGAGGCCCAACCUGUGAAGAAGCUUGUGGAGCCUCCCCAUGGCUGCCAUGGGAGCAUCGUCAGUUUUCCCAACCCCCAUGCAGGCUCAGGAGCCUCAGACAAAUGGCUGCUCUACACUCACCCGACCAACCCGCAGCAGAGAGCUGAUCUGGGUGUGUACCUCCACAAGGGACUCCCAGGCCCCGAUACCUGGUCGGAGCCCGCUCUCCUGGCAAAGGGCAGCUGCGCUUACUCAGACCUCCAGAGCAUGGGUAGUGGCCCCGAUGGGUCACCCCAGUUUGGGUGUCUGUAUGAAUCAUCUAAUUAUGAAGAGGUCAUCUUCCUCAUGUUCACCCUGAAACAAGCCUUCCCGGGAGAAUUUUUGUCUCAGUGAGCCAGUUGGGGUGCAGUCCAGGAAGGGCU